Messenger RNA from Salvelinus sp. IW2-2015, 599 nucleotides. NCBI's taxonomy places the organism in Eukaryota, Metazoa, Chordata, Actinopteri, Salmoniformes, Salmonidae. The record is from RefSeq and is a predicted model, not a curated record.
CUAUAUAGAGCAACCGUCCAAUCACCACCAGCAGGGCCAGUCCACGCUGCCGCCAGCCCCGCCUCCCCACAAGCAGCAGCCGUCGGUCACCGCCCUCAACCACAACUCCCUGAGCAGCCGCAACCGUAACCACAGCCCGGCCCCACCGGCCGCCCUCCCCGCCGAGCUGCAAACCACGCCCGAGUCCGUGCCGCUGCAGGACAGCUGGGUCCUGGGCAGCAAUGUGCCACUGGAGAGCAGAAAAUUAGCAAAGCAAGCCGUUCUGGAAAACGGGCAUGACAACCUGAUAGAGAUGGAUGUGUUCCCUCCCGCGUGCCACGAAGGCGCCUAUGGGGAUGGGCACUUCCUCUUCAAGACAGGCACCGGCACGACCCCUCUGUUCAGCACGGCUACUCCAGGCUACACCAUGGCAACGGGCUCCGUCUACUCGCCGCCCACGCGGCCCCUACCCAGAAACACCCUCUCCCGCUCCGCCUUCAAGUUUAAGAAGUCCUCCAAGUACUGCUCGUGGAGAUGCACUGCUCUCAGCGCCGUGGGACUGUCCGUCCUGCUGUCUGUCCUGCUCUGCUAUUGCAUAGGUAGGAUAGUACUGCUACUGU